Castor canadensis (American beaver) is the source of this 585-nucleotide messenger RNA. The record is from RefSeq and is a predicted model, not a curated record. Lineage: Eukaryota; Metazoa; Chordata; Mammalia; Rodentia; Castoridae.
AAGCUUGAACCCAUUGACCUGCCACAAGUAAUUACCUCUGAAAGUCUCCUGUACCAGCAAGAAGCCAGGACAGGACACAAAGCAAAGCAGGAAGUAGAGAAGAAAAUGCCAACUCCAAUGUAUGCUGCUGGGAAAAGACAAUAUUUGCAUAAGAUGCAAAUGCUGGAAAUGAACCGUAAAAGACAAGAGGCCCAAAUGGAGUCGAAGAAAAAUCUUGCCAUGGAAGCAAGAAUUAAUAAGCCAAAACUAAGGGACCAUAAAGCCAAGAAAAUACUUCAAAGUAUCCCCAGGAAUGAAGACUAUGAUGUUCUAACUGUGGUGCCUGAUGAAACCAGGAACAGAGGUUCUGGAAAUUCAUGGGAUGCAGAAUAUUUGGAAUAUCAAGCAGGGAAUGACUGUUAUCCCCAGAAAACUGGCAAAAUGGAAACGUGGUUCCGUGAACAAGAGGCCCAGGGAAAGCUUCUCUGGGAUAGUUCUAGCUCUGACUCAGAAGAGAUGAGCAAAGAUGAGAAACAACCACGAGCACUGGUGAGGACCAGGACAGAGAGAAUCCCACUUUUUGAUGAGUUUUUUGACAGAGAAUGA